CCUUAGUCACUUGUUGCUCUCUCUCUCUCUCUCUCUUCGUCUAAAUUCACCCGUUAAUUACAAUCCAAACUUGCCAUUCUCGUUUUAGUUUCUGGGUUUUGUCCAAAACUUCGAAACAGAGUGUCUAAUCUUGCAAAAAAAAAAAAGUGUAAAAAAUGACAGUAGAGCGAGUAAUCAGUGAAAAAAAGGAUCAGUUUCCAAUUGGAAUGCGAGUUUUGGCCGUUGAUGAUGACCCAACUUGCCUUUUACUGCUCGAGACUCUGCUUCGUAGAUGCCAGUACAAUGUUACUAUAACAAGUCAGGCUGUCACAGCAUUGAAGUUGUUGAGAGAAAACAAGAACAACUUUGACUUGGUUAUCAGCGAUGUCCAUAUGCCCGACAUGGACGGUUUUAAGUUACUUGAGCUUGUGGGGCUUGAGAUGGACCUGCCUGUCAUAAUGUUGUCUGCAAAUGGAGAUACUAAACUUGUGAUGAAAGGGAUUACUCACGGAGGUUGCGAUUAUUUGCUGAAACCUGUUCGAAUUGAGGAGCUACAAAAUAUAUGGCAACAUGUAGUCAGAAGAAAGAAAUUUGACAGGAAAGACCGGUAUAAUUCUGGCAGCCAAGACAAGGCUUAUACCGAUAGUGGUGAGGCUGCAAGGAUGGGAAAUGUUGAUCAGAAUGGGAAGCUCAACAAAAAGAGAAAGGACCAGAAUGAGGAAGAGGAUGAGGAGCGUGAUGAAAAUGGGCAUGAUAGUGAGGACCCAUCAACCCAAAAAGAGCCUCGUGUUGUUUGGUCAGUGGAAUUGCAUCAUAAAUUUGUUACAGCGGUUAAGCAGUUGGGCAUUGACAAGGCUGUACCCAAAAAAAUCCUAGAAUUGAUGAAUGUUGAAAAGCUUACCAGAGAAAAUGUUGCCAGCCAUCUACAGAAAUAUAGGCUUUACCUGAAAAGAAUCACCUGUUUGGCAAACCAGCAAGCGAAUAUGGCAGCAGCGGUGGGCAGUGCAGAUUCUACCUAUUUGCGGAUGGGAUCUCUGAAUGGACUUGGGAAUUUCCAUACCUUGGCUGGAUCUGAUCAACUUCGUAAUGCAGCCUUUAGAUCUUUCCCACCUGGUGGGGUGCUUGGAAGAUUGAACACACCUGCUGGUCUAGGCAUGCAUGGCCUUCCUUCUCCAGGAAUGAUUCAAUUAAAUCAUGUGCAAAACUUGGGUAAUACCAAUAAUGAUCAGAGCAAGUUGCAAUCUUUCGUAAUUCCUGGAAACCAUAAUGCUAACAUACUACAAGGGAUGCCAAUGUCAUUAGAACUUGAUCAACUACAAAAUAACAAAGGAGUUAACCACAUUGGAGAGCUGUCAACUGCUGAUAAUUCGACUGUUUUCCCUGUUUCUGGCAGUUUGAUAAAUGCAAGAACAACUGGAUGCUCCGAUAAUCCCCUUCCUGGUGUUACAAGCAACUCCUUGAUGUUAGAAGGAAGCUCUCAGCAGGCCACUUUGCAUGCUAGUAAUUUGAGAGACAGUGUUUCUGCAAUGGGCUUCAAAAGUGGGAAUCCUUUAUCUCAUUUUACGUCCAUGGCUCCUGCUUCCGAUCAAUUACAGGAUUCAAAGGCAGAUUUACAAAGCCAAGCAUCCCCAAUCAGCUGUAAUGCAGGGCAAAUAAUCAGAAAUGCUCCUCAAGAAUGGAAUGCCGCCAGAAAAGAUGCCACUUACCAAUCAAAUGUUAUGUGUUGUUCAAUAAACUCUUCAAUCUCUGUUAAUGGUGCUAUGGAUCACUUGGGCCCGUGCUUGGACCAAAAUAACCCAAUUUUCCAAAGAAAUAUAGACUUGGAUUCUAUUGGACCGUCAAAUUUUGUUGAUCCCUUAUCUAUCAAGCGUUGUGAAGGUGAAAACUUAGCUAUGGAGCCAUCAGUUACACAAAAGGAAGGGUAUUUUGUAGUCCAACCAAGGCUGCAGGGAAGUUACAUUCCUGAUAACAUUGGCUCCUUGGAAGAUCUGGCAAGUGCAAUGAUGAAGCGGGAACAAGAUAAAGGGGAAGCAGCGGAUGGCAAUUUUGGAUGCAAUGCUUAUUCUCGCAGGACUAAUUGCAUCUGAGAUUAGAAUGUAG
This is a messenger RNA of Durio zibethinus, 2079 nucleotides long. RefSeq names its product two-component response regulator ARR12-like. Gene Ontology annotation, biological process: cytokinin-activated signaling pathway; phosphorelay signal transduction system. The record is from RefSeq and is a predicted model, not a curated record. Gene Ontology annotation, molecular function: DNA-binding transcription factor activity; DNA binding. NCBI's taxonomy places the organism in Eukaryota, Viridiplantae, Streptophyta, Magnoliopsida, Malvales, Malvaceae.